Molecule: messenger RNA, 4092 nt
Organism: Linum trigynum
Lineage: Eukaryota; Viridiplantae; Streptophyta; Magnoliopsida; Malpighiales; Linaceae
Source: the annotation of a GenBank genome assembly
CUAAGACAAGUGUCCCUUUGAAGAAAAAAAGUGUUUGCUAUAGCAUUAUGUGACCAAUGCGUACUCAACACAAUAAUCGUGCAUUAACAAACUCACUUAACCUAAAUCGUAGCUUUAAUGAUGACAAUUACCCGGCAUAAGUUACGGUUAUAACAUGGUUACCAUCUACCUUCGUGUCCAUGUGUCGACACAUAAGGUUGGUUAUAUGAUCUUUGCACUCCUGGCCAUCAAGUGAUGGGUUAUGGAUCACGCAAUCGAAUAAGAUUGUGGAGAGCCAAUUGCAGCAACCACCAUCAUUGCACUAGUCUAAUCCUGUGUGAUCAUUUGCUUUCAAAUUCGUCAUCUCAUUUUUAAAAUGCUAAAUACUUGUUCGAUUGCAUUUCAUAUCAACGAAUGAUGGUAAAAUAAUAUAAUUUCUUUCUCGAUAAACAAAAGUGGAAGUCAUCCUAUAACACUAUGACAUUAUGAUAUCAUAUCAAAUUGCUCUCUUUUAUACGGUGAUAGAAAACCUAAUACAUUUGAAUAUCCAGUGUUGUUCCCAUUCAGUCUCUGUUAAGACUUGAGGUGUAGCCUGCGUCAUGUUGUUGCAAGAAGCAAUAAUCAGAUUCAGAGGCCAAUAGAAGAGAAGAUCGACGGCUGGUUUCGAAACUGGAACUGGACCGGAAUCGCAUUUCUCAGCCACCGAAUGAUAUAUUAUGGGCCAUUUUGAGCCCAAAUUCCCUCGGUACUCACACACGUGUACAACGACAAGCUUCAGAAACUAGGGAAAAUAUCAGUGCACAAUUUCCCCCGUAUUCUCCCCAACAAGAACCAGCUCAGUCAAGAAGUUUCUUUUAAUUUCUCCCUUUCAUCCCCUCUAGACUAGAGGCUAACUAAAACCAUAAAUCCGAGUUACCAACCAGAUCCUCUCUCCCUACCAAACAGUUUGCAGCUCUUGUGGCUUCAUCUGAUCCUCUUCUUUUUAUCUUUUUUUAUUCCUUUUUAUUUGCCACCAGAACGAAAAAGAUCCCCUCAGUCUUUCCAUCCCACUCCAGACAAGUUGCCAAUUUGGGGGUUUCCUUUCUUCCACUUAGAGAAAAAAUAUCCACAAAGUUUCCAGCUUUACUGCAGAAGAAUUUGGGGAGGGAGAUGAAGAUACAGUGCAACGUAUUUUAGGCGGCGGAGGCGAACGUGCUGUGCUGCGCAGACGAGGCAGCAUUGUGUUGGGCCUGCGAUGAGAAGGUGCACGCCGCCAACAAGCUGGCAAGCAAGCAUCAAAGGAUUCCGCUUACCAGCUCUUCCCCUCAAUUGCCCAAAUGCGAUAUUUGUCAGGUGAGUUCUAAUCAUCCUGGUCUGUGGUGAUCCUCUUUCCAAUUUUUUGCUUAUUUGGGUUGAUUUUUGUGAUUCGUGUAAAACCCCUGCAUAAUGGGUUGUUCCUUCUGUUAUUUUCUUUGCUGUAUUUUGGGUUUGGUUUUGUUUGAGUUGUGGUGGAUGGAUCAUCCUUAGGUGCACUUGCUGCUUCUGCUACUAACUGGUGUUUGUCCUGGUGUAUAUGAAUUUCCUAGCGAUGUUCUUUUUCAUAAGUUAGGCUGGGAAGAAUAUGUUUUCGACAUGAUGAGAUUAGAGUGGCAAAAAGACUGUGUCUUUGAACUUAAGUAGCCCGAAUUGUAAACCUGGUUCUAGUAGAAUGAUAAGGCAUGCUUUCGUUUGAGGAGGCGAGUAAGGAAAAAGUAUGGGGUCUGGUCACGAAUCUGUCCUAACAAAUCGAGCUAUUGAUACGAUAUAAUUCUCGAGGAAUUUCUUGAACAACAACAAUUCUGAUUUUUGGUGAUAAACUAACUGGGGCUCUUCUAGUACUUCACCCAACCCGAUGGUUUCAUACCAUUGUCUUAAUUCAUCUCUACUAGCUCUAACAUAUGAUCCAAGGUUACUGUCCAGUAUAAUGGCAGACCCUAUUCAUGAUUGAUCUGUACUGAGGUUUUCUUAUUUAUCUCUGAGUAUAUGCGACUUAAAGUUAUGGCCAAAGCUCCCGCCAUGCUGCAUUGGGUAGGAUUUCGGGAAACUUGUGGAGGAUUACCACUUCUAGCAAUUUAGGCCAGGCCUAUGUUGAAGUCGGCUAUGGACCUAGGGAAUACGGCCACGAGCCUGCAUUCUAGAAAGGAAGAAUGCCAAAAUCAUUAGGCACAACUUUGAUGUAGAAAGAUGUGCAUAGUGGUUCUUGAUCCUGCAUAACACAAUGAACAUUGGUCUGGCGUAAUAAUGAGACCUCUUCUUCAAAUGUUCAUGUGAAUCCGCAAAUCUCUGAGAUCACUCUAUCUGAGAACACAUCCUCCACCUCUCUUUUGUACUAUAGGGAUAUUGCUGAGCGGAAGUGAAGGUGCUACUAAUGACCUUAGGAAGUGUUCUUAUUUUCAAUUGUUGUUAUCUUAGUUUCAUUUUCACGAUGACUGUCUAUAAUGGAACCUUCUUUAUCCUGUUGUCUUGUUGAACUGAUGAUAAGAUAUGAUGAUAUUGCAUCCGUUGAUGGUGAGAGUAAAGGUCAAUGUCUUUCUUCAUUGCAGGAAAUGGCAGGUUUUUUCUUCUGCCUAGAAGACAGAGCUUUGCUCUGCAGGAACUGUGACUUGGCCAUUCACACAGCAAAUGAAUAUGUGUCUGCUCAUCAGAGAUUUUUACUUACAGGAGUGAAGGUAGGUCUUGAGCCUACUGAUCCUGGUGGAUCUUCAUCCUCAGGGAAGUCGCCUUCCGGAGAAAAGCCAUCGGCGAUAAAAUCUCAAUCUAUCUCUGAAAGAGUCACACCAGCAAUUCCUUUCGCUAGUUCCUCGAAUGAGACUCCAUCUGUGAAUGGUGGUGGAUUAAGGAUCUCUGAGCCUUCUGCAAAGGUGCCUUUUUCUGAGGGUUAUCAGGCUGGAGGCAUCCAACAGUGGCUAUGAGUCUAACUGAGUUGAACCAAAGUUACAGUUACAUGGGUAAUGGUUCAUCAAAGGUAUGCAUUUCUCUGUUUCCAUUGCAACUCUUGAUUUCGAUGCAUCUUCAGAUCUGUUUCUUUCCUGGACUUGGUAUGGCUUCUCUUUUCACAAUAUUAAUUGUGCUAAAAGCUGGUCCUUACCACUGUGUGAACUAUGAUGGACAUUCUAGUUAAUUUGGAGAAAGAACUAUGCUAAACAUAUCCCCGCAAGUUGCAUGCUACCAAAAGCCCAUUAUGAUAUGGAUGUAAGGAAAUGAUAUAAGAUUUGAUAUGGGACUCUAAUAAACGGAAUGAACCGAUAUUUUAUAGAGUAUUACUAUAUUAGAGCGCUUGAUGGUCGAAAAUUCGUGUGUUUGGACACUGGUUACCCUCAAUGUUAAUGCUUAUAUUUAACCAGAAUACAUGCUGGGCCUACUGCUGCUUUUACUUGUUUCAACAAAACAGCCUUUUGGUGUUUGUAUCAGGCUGGCAGUGGGAGGCGUGGAGACUCCGACAACUCCUCUGAAAUGAUGAGGUCGGGCGAUGACGAAGUGGAUAACGACGGCGAGUGUCUCGGUCGAGCUCCGGACAGCUUUUGGGCAGUGCCGGAGAUGCCAUCACCACCGACUGCCUCGGGGCUCUGCUGGCCAAGAUCCACCAGGGAACAAAACUGGGAUCAUGAGGUGGUAUCUGUACCAGAUAUAAGCUGUUCAGGUGCUCACACCGACUGUGAUGGUAAGAAUCAACAUGUUAGAGCCCGAAAGAGGCGGAGGCAACAACAGCAGCGUUGGAUUACUCCCUUUUGAUUGCCGCUCUGCACCCUUUCGUUAGUCUUCAAUAGAGGUUGAUUUGCAUUCUUCCAUGAUUUCUGUUGCGAUCCUGCUCUUGCUUUUGCUUAGGAUCGCGAAGAGCAAAAUGGCUGAUGCUUUCAAAGUGGGCAUUUUGAGUCGAGGGUGAUGUUUUCAGAAGAAUAAUGUGAUGAAAACUGAUUGUGUACUGUGGUAGACGACCUGCUGUGAAGGAGAGUUCUUAAUUUGCAGCUGUUAGUAAGUAAUGUAAAGUGUGAUUGAUUUAUGGAGUUUGCUCUUACUACUAAUGAGUAAUGACACGACUUGAUAACCAAGUAACCAACUCCUAUUCAUAUAACAGAAUCAAAAGCAAGCACGAAC